Suillus fuscotomentosus is the source of this 249-nucleotide messenger RNA. Its product is annotated as G-protein gamma subunit. Lineage: Eukaryota; Fungi; Basidiomycota; Agaricomycetes; Boletales; Suillaceae. The transcript has 3 exons. The coding region runs from base 1 to 249 and encodes 82 amino acids. The record is from RefSeq and is a predicted model, not a curated record. Gene Ontology annotation, cellular component: heterotrimeric G-protein complex. Gene Ontology annotation, biological process: G protein-coupled receptor signaling pathway. Gene Ontology annotation, molecular function: G-protein beta-subunit binding.
AUGAGCUCUCGAGGCGGAAGGCAAUCAAUGUCGGAGCUACGGUAUCGUCGGCUACUGGAGCACAACCAGCGCCUUCGAGAAGACUUGGCAAGGCCAAGAAUCCGGGUCAGUGAAGCAGCCGCUAGUUUAAUCCGCUACUGCAAGACGACGAAAGACCACCUCGUUCCGUCCGUGUGGGGUCCAGUCACUAAGGCAGACGAUGUAUACGGCCAACAAAAGACUGGAGGUGGUUGUUGUUCGAUACAAUAG